AUGUCCCAACGUAGCGCACACGGCUGGCCAGAAUGGGAGGAGAAAAAUCUUCUCCCUUGGUUGGAUGCCCAUCGGGAGCUGUCGUGGAAAGCUCUCUCCGACGCAUACUAUGAAGAAUAUCAGGUGCAUCGAAGCGUUGAAUCUUUACGAGGGAAAAAGUACCAUAUUCUGCGAAAGCAGAGUCGCACUGGCGCCAAAUCUUCCCAGAAUCGAGGCAAACCAAAGCGAGCAAGCGCUGUGCGACGCUCUGUGGUUGAUAGCGCUUCACAGUCGGGUCUUCCAGCGAAGACCCCUGCCCAAAGGAACAUCGACAAAUGUUUUCAAACAAUUCUAGCGGCCGACCCUAACCAGCCUGACGACAGCAAAAACCCAACUCAAACGAACCCUAUUUCA
Penicillium arizonense is the source of this 393-nucleotide messenger RNA. RefSeq lists its product as uncharacterized. NCBI's taxonomy places the organism in Eukaryota, Fungi, Ascomycota, Eurotiomycetes, Eurotiales, Aspergillaceae. The record is from RefSeq and is a predicted model, not a curated record. The annotation marks the transcript as partial. The transcript has a single exon.